AUGAUUCUGAUGCGGAUAUGUUUACUAUAUUUGAUAUUUCCCUUAUUACUACACGCGUAUCCCACGGCGCAACAUGCCGACCCGCACAACUAUCCUGAUCUUACAGAUGGCCUAACCGAUGGCGAUGUUCAGGCUGCUCUGGAAGAUCUGUCGCUAGAAGACCUGACCUCGCUGGACCAUCUAUUGGAUGAGCACAGCCAUCACGAUGAAGAUCCCAAUUCGGGCUCGGACUCGGACGCAAGUCAAGGAAACCAGUUCAGGGAAGCUAAGGGCACGGAUGAGCAGGUCUUUGAGGAUCUGCUGGCAUCGGAGGAUCACCUCGAUGAUGGCUGCAAGGACGAGGAUGAGGAGAAAAAGCCCAACAAUCUCUGCACCAAGCGACCGCCUGUGCCAAAAUUCACACGCUCCACCACGAAAACUGCUGCGACCACCUGCGAGCCCCCAGAUACAACAUCAGGGCUCCCCUACAAGAAAACUUCCAGCAAGAAAACGCCAGACUACGACAAUAUGGGGGCCCCCUUCGGCAUGUCCAAGUGCCUGAAGACGAAGCAAAUGAAGUGCAAGCCCAAGCCAACGGUCAAGAGCGAUGAAGAAUGCGAAGCAGACGACUUUGAGUGCCUGAGGAGAUUCCGCGGAAGAGAUUCCGCCAAAGUGUUCAAGCAGUCACCACUGGACUACGACGAGGAAAACUCUGAUGACUCCUCGGUUUACGUUCCAGCCAAUGAGCUGGCCAGAAUCGGGCAACUGGACGAGGAGACUCCCAUUCACUCUCUGGAUCGAGAACCAAUGGAAGAUCGGGUCAAGCAGAGCGGGUGGAAACCACUUGCCGACGAGCAGGAGGAGAGGGCUAAAUUGGAGCGUACAGAAACGUACGAGCGCCAUCAUCUCUCUCGAAUGGCACACCGAGAGCGAAAGUAUGCCAAAGCCCAGGAGCAGAAGCAGAUCCCAUACGAUCCCAUGGAUGAGAGGCCACAGCUCAGUGCUGCCGACAGCUUCCUUGCCAGCAAUGAGCGCGAUCCGAUGCGCUUCCUCGCCCAGAUGGAGGACGGGAACAUCGAUAGCCAGAACGAUCAUCGGGAGGAUCGCAGCCAGAACGAGAAUCUAACCCUAGAAAAGCUCACAGAGGAACAGGGACAGGAUCCCAAUGAAUAUCUCGAUUUCAGGCGAAUGAAGCGAGAGAACAAGCAAACGGACGAUGCCCCUGACAACUCUAAGGAGACCUAUUUGAAACAGCUAAUGGACAGCUUCCCACGCGAUCAGGACGGUCAGAGCAAUGACGACUUGGAGGCUCUGCAGGAAUCGGUUUCGGCUCAUUUGCGCGUUAAGCGAUGUUGAGUUUUUUUUGUUUUAAACUUGAAGCCUAAUUGUUGUUAUCACGAUAAUUAUAAUUGUAGUUGUAUUUUUUACCCCAUAAAUUGAUAAAGAAGAAA
Messenger RNA from Drosophila persimilis, 1430 nucleotides. RefSeq lists its product as uncharacterized. The transcript has 5 exons. The record is from RefSeq and is a predicted model, not a curated record. The coding region runs from base 1 to 1335 and encodes 444 amino acids. Lineage: Eukaryota; Metazoa; Arthropoda; Insecta; Diptera; Drosophilidae.